GAGGAGAGUACUUGAUUAUUGUGAUGGUGGUGGUGGCAGCAGCUGCGAGCGACUAGCAUAUCGGUGUCCCUAGGAUUUCCUUUAGCGCGUCUCUCCAGCGGGCAGGCUACAUGACCCUAUGGUGUGCAGUGUUUACGAAAGGUUGGAUUUUGUCGACCAAGCUAAUGAAAUGCAAGUUCACGCAACAACUCUGGAGCCUGUUCGCUGCAGACUGCAAAACUUUUUCAUAGAGGGCAACACAAUAAAACGGCGAGCUAGCAGGAUCGGCUGUUCGGUGUGAUGGUCGCUCGUAACAUCCGGAUGUUGUAUGGGGGUAAUUUAGAAUAGUGUAGCCGUUCAGGCAGGGGAGGAGAGCCGGGGAGACCCGGCAGCUUUGCUGGCUUGGUCUUGCACGUUCCGACAUUGUUGUCUCCUUUCUUGGACAACGGGCACGGUGAUAGUGGCACAUUGCAUGGUUGAGACCGUGCUUCUCCCGGAGGAGGGAAGCAGGCAUCGCCGCUUGUUUACAGUCAUUUCAAAGUGCCCUCCUUCAGAAUUUCAUCCCCGAAAAGACUUAGGCUAGGACAGGCGAAGACUAGGAAGGACAGUGGUCUUAGGCUUGACCAAGUUCUUCCAAAAUACUGUUUCACAGCACAGAUGAUGGGGGAUUUUGCAACCCCCGCUGCCGCGAACGGCAGUAGUAUUUGCAUCAACAACAAUGCCAUCGGCAGCGGGCUGAGUGCGAACAACAACACCUCCACGAACAACGUGGGCAUUCCGAAACACAGCACCGUGGUGGAGCGACUCAGGCAACGGAUCGAGGGCUGUAGGCGCCACCAUGUGAACUGCGAGAACCGGUACCAGCAAGCGCAUGCCGAGCAGCUCGAGAUCGAACGCCGGGAGACGGUCACUUUGUAUCAGCGCAGCCUGGAGCAGAGGGCAAAGAAGUCUGCGAACAACAAGCAGCAGAGCAAGCAGCAAGACCCUGAUUCUGCAGCAUCCACAGAGCAGAGAAACAACACACUGAUAGCGCUUCAAGAAACGGUAAAAAGGAAACUGGACAGUGCUCGCUCACCUUUAAAUGGGGACCAGAAUGGCAUCUGUGAUGGCAAUUACUCCCCAAGCCCAAACAACAAGAGGUUACGGAAAGAUCCUGGUUUCGACUCAUUGGGGGGCUUGCCCAACAAUGUACCGCCUAUCUCACCUCUGCAUCAAAUGGACAUCAAGCCAAACCUGGGCAGCAACAAUGGCAACAGCAACAUUGCAGGAAAUGGAAAUGCAGGAAGCAACCACAUCACUGGGCGGCCUGACGACCUCGGCAAGAAUGGUGGGCUGCCUGACAUCAAACUGAACGGGUCGUCGGACCUGGACGACAGCUUCGGUCUCCUCAAAGAGAUGAAGCAAGAGCCUCUGGACGACAUUGGUGGGAUGGAGUCGGCGGACACAGCCCUAUCGAACCAGAACAAGCUCUUCUCCGACUUCAACCUCAACGAUCAGGAGCUCCAGGAGCUGAUCGACGAACUCGCCAACACUGUGCCUGAGGACGACAUGCACGACCUGUUCAACGAGGAAGACGACUUCGACGAGAAGAAGGAGGCCGACUUCACACGACCACCAAACCAGUCGUCCCUCCCCCAGGACCCUCCCCCCUCUGUGCCGGCCCCAGCCCCUCCGCCCCCUGCCCAGGGCAGCCAGAUGCCCAUGGGGUCCCCUCAGGUGCGCCCGUCGUCCUCAGGACCUCCCUUCGCCACUGCCGCCAGUGCCACGCCGCCCCAGCAACCCUUGCAGCAGUCGCCGGCUGUCGCCAUGGCAUCGGGGUCGCCGGCCAACUGCGUGGCGCAGUCGCCCCAGACGCCCACCCAGGCGCAGACGCAGGUGUCCCGGCCGGGCAGCGGCUACAUGAUGAACACAGGUCCCGCCGUCGGGCCUGUGGGGUCAACCUCGGUAACCGGUGGAGGUCCGGGGCCUGGGGGAGGAGGAGGAGGGGCAGGCGGAGGUGGGGGUCCGGUCCCCGUGCCGGUACCAGGCCCGCCUAACGCCGACCUCUCCCCAGCAGAGCAGCUAAAGCAGAUGGCAGCGCAGCAGCAGCAGAGGCUGAAGCUCAUGCAGCAGAAGCACCAGCAGCAGCAGCAGUCGCAGGCCCCGAACUGGUCGCCAGCUGGACCGCCCACCAGCCCUUACGGGGGCCCCUUCAACCCCGACAAACCAAAUAGCCCCAUGAUGUACCCGCAAGCCUUCAACACGUCCAGCGCCAUGGUGCCGGCAGCCAUGGCCGGCAACCCACAGAAGCCCGGCAUGAACAACUACCUCCAGCAGAAUCACAUGAACAUGAUGAAUCCACAACAGCAGCAGCAGCAACAGCAACAGCAACAACAACAACAGCAACAACAACAACAACAGCAGCAGCAGCAGCAGCAACAGCAGCAGCAGACGCCAGCCAGCAGCAUGGCCGCCCAGAGCAUCCUCAGCAAGCAGCUGUCCUACAGCAACACCAAGCCUCUGAGCCACUUCAGCACCAUGGAGCAGCACAUGGGCCAACGGAUGACGCCGCCCAUGGCCGGUCAGGGCAAGAGCCCCAUGAUGCCCUACAUGCAGGGCCCAGCGGGGCAGGGCGGGGGGCCACCUCCGGCGCAGGGGCCCAUGCCGGGCCAGACGGCGCACCUGAGCGACGAGCAGAAGAGGAUGCUGCUGAUGAAGCAGUACGGAGCCAUGCAGUCGCACGCACAGGAUCAAGGCAUGGUUGGGAUGUCCCGGCAGCCAGGCGGCGUGCAGCCUCCUCACGGCGCGCCGGGCGGAGUUCCUGCGGGCGGGCCGAACGCGGUGGGGGCGGGGCCUGGGGGUUACCUGGGCAACCCUCAGCAGCAGCAGCAGCAGCAACAGCAGCAGCAGCAGGCGGCCAUGAUGAAGCAGAUGAUGGCCAUGGAGCAGGAGAAGCGCGUCCAGCUGCAGCUCAUGGAGCAGCAGAAACAACAGCUGCUCCGAGAGAGGCAGCAGCAGCACCUCAUGGCUGAACAGUUACAGCAGCAGCAGCAGCACCUUCCGCGGCAGAUGGGGCAGCCACAGAGAAACCCAUACCCAGUCCAGCAAGUCAGCCAGUUCCAAGGGUCAUCCCAAGAGAUGGUGAGGAACCUGCAGAGCAUGCGUAACGCACGGCUUCUCCAGCAGCAGCAGCAACAGCAGCAGCAGCAGAUGCAGCAAAUGCAGGGCGGCAUGCCACCCCAGCCCGACAUGGGAAUGCCCUACGGCGGCCAGCCAGGCACAGGGGGCGGCCAGGCGGGCUUGUACACGGCGGGCAUGGGCCAGAUGCCCCAGCAGCAGCAGCACCCCAACCAAAGCAGCAUGCCCAUGGGUCACGCGGGGGCACCUGGGCACAGACAAGCGGGCGCAGGACCCGGCGGCAUGAUGCCCGGGGCGGCAGGAGCCGGAGCACCCGGGGGAGGAGGGUACACCCAGGGCAUGCUCCUCAACUCUGCCCUGAAAGGAGGCGGCGUUGGUGGCCAGCCGAUGAGCAAGGCCCAAGCACAGAGGCUGCAAAGCAUGAUGGGAGCUGGAGGCCCCGGCUGGCAGCAGCAGCAGCAGCAGCCAAUGGGCAGCAGGACUACAAACGACAUGGUGGGCUUCGGUGGCAUGCCGGCUGGCUACGGCAUGCCACCAGGACAAGGCCUGCCACGGAUGCCCAAGCAGCACUAUGGCCAGGGGGGCAUGGUAGACCCACGUGCCAUGAAUCCCGCAGGCAUAGGCCCUGGUGGGGCACAAAUGAUGCCUGCGCACAUGGCUGCUGCGGCAGCAGCACAGGGCAGGACCAACCAGCCGCGUGGCAUGAUGAUGCCCGGCAUGAACCAGGGCGUGCCUGCCGGCAUGGCAUCAGCGUUUGGCCAGGCAGGUGGGCAGCCCGGUGGGAUGGCCGGGCCGGGAGGGACGGCAGGGGGAGGGGGGUGUGGGGGAGGGGCCCAGUCCCAGGGCUACCAACGGACAGCCAGUCAGGACCUAGCGUACGGCUAUGGGGGUCAGCCAGCAGCAAGCAGUGCGGGCCAGUUUGGCCUGUCGGACGGAACGGACUUGGACUCAACGGACGGUUGGAUGGACGAGUUCUUCCCGGGCCAGUAGCAAACGUAGAGGAAGCAGAAUGUGUUUUUUUCCCGUGGGGUGGGGCUCUGGGUUACAGGACAGACUGAAGAGAUUUUUACGCAGAAAAUACAUUUUAAGGACAUAGUGUGCUUUUGUCCAACCUCCCUGAAAGUGAAAGAAAAAUGCCAUGUCAUGUACUGUGUAAAUGUGUAUGUGUACUGUCUAAAUACGCCACAGGCCAGGUGGAAGAUCUUAUUUGAGAAAAUAGUCUUUCCUGUUUUCCAUGUUGUUCAACGUGAUUUGUUUUACAAUCUUGUGUUUCAGUGGUCUUUCAAACUCCAAACUGCAGAGUAGUUUCCUAAGAGUAAGUAGUAGGGUAAAUAGAAAAGAACUAUUUUUGUUAUCACAAUUACUGCCAUGCUCCCUCUUCUAUCUUACUUAGAGAGUUUGUGUGUGCGUGUGUGUGUGUGUGUGUGUGUGUGUGUGUGUGUGUGUGU
Molecule: messenger RNA, 4544 nt
Organism: Engraulis encrasicolus (European anchovy)
Lineage: Eukaryota; Metazoa; Chordata; Actinopteri; Clupeiformes; Engraulidae
Gene: maml3
Product: mastermind-like transcriptional coactivator 3
Exons: 5
Coding region: 637-4086 (1149 amino acids)
Biological process (GO): positive regulation of transcription of Notch receptor target; Notch signaling pathway
Cellular component (GO): nucleoplasm; nuclear speck
Molecular function (GO): transcription coactivator activity
Source: RefSeq, a predicted model, not a curated record